Triplophysa dalaica is the source of this 2543-nucleotide messenger RNA. RefSeq names its product potassium channel, subfamily K, member 17 (gene kcnk17). Lineage: Eukaryota; Metazoa; Chordata; Actinopteri; Cypriniformes; Nemacheilidae. The coding region runs from base 45 to 950 and encodes 301 amino acids. Gene Ontology annotation, biological process: potassium ion transmembrane transport; stabilization of membrane potential. Gene Ontology annotation, cellular component: membrane. The transcript has 5 exons. The record is from RefSeq and is a predicted model, not a curated record. Gene Ontology annotation, molecular function: potassium ion leak channel activity.
GCAGCUCUAGUGACCGGCAGGCAAGCCAGACAACCAUAGGCACCAUGUUGCCCAUAUUUCAGGGGAAGUUAUGCCAGUUUCUUGGUAAAGCUCGGUUCCCUUCUAUUCUGCUUCUUGGAUGUCUUUAUAUAGCAUAUGUCCUUAUUGGAGGGCUUGUUUUUUGGAAACUCGAAGGCGGGAAUGUGAUUCUACAGAUUGAGAUCCUCAAGGAGAAGAGAACGAAACUGCUCGAGAAAUACUCUUGUUUGGGUCAGAAUGGCCUUCGAGAGCUAGCAGAGAUGAUUAAAUCAGCUUCCGUAAGUGGGUUGAGUCCAGACACCAACAACAUAACUGAUGGUUUUUGGAAAUUUACCAGCUCAUCUGUGUUUGCAGCUACGGUGGUCACAACUAUUGGCUAUGGGAAUAUAAUUCCACUAACAGCAGCUGGUCAGAUCUUUUGUGUGUUGUUUGCUAUUUUUGGCAUUCCCCUAAACAUAGUGAUCUUAAACAAAGUUGGAAAGUACAUGUUGGCUAUUGAGAAAAGGUUUUGCACCUUUCUGGAGAAAAAGAUUGAUAGAGGGAAAUGUGUGCGAAUAUCCUUCCACAGCAUAUCCUUUCUGUUAUCAGCAUUCCUGUACUUUGUGGUGCCUAUGCUACUAUUUAAAGAGUACGAGGGAUGGACGUAUUCUGAAGCCAUUUACUACUGCUUCAUAACACUCAGCACCGUUGGAUUUGGGGAUUAUGUGGCAGAUAACAACUCAGCAAUAGAAUACCCAGAGUGGUACGGUUGUCUGCUAGCAGCCUGGAUAUUCUUUGGCCUGGCGUGGCUUGCACUUCUGAUCAAUCACUGCAUUGAUUUACUAGAGAGUUUGAAUGUUUAUUUAGGAAGGCGUAAGAAAGAACAGAAUGAACAAGCAGCGGAGGAGGUCAAAGGACAGACAGAAAAAGAACCACAGGUGCAAGAAACAUAAGCGUUGAGUUUCUGUAUCUACUUUAUGAACUCAGAUCUACUCGUCAGAAUUCAAUAUAUGAUACAUUUUUAUUAAGUUAAAUUUUCUGUUUAAACUAAUCGUUGUUUCAACAACAUUUUCCAGAGGGCCAAAGUGUACAUGACAGACAGCUAACAAUCAAUGUCUGACAAUCAACGUUUAACCAAAAAUGUUUUGUUCCUCUUUGUUAUACUGGCCUGUGCCUACAUUUCUGCACAUCAUGAAAUAUGUAGCUCCAGGUACAAAUCGCUGCUUCUUUGGAAUGUCAACUAGAGGCACGUUUUCUCCGUUCUAAUGUGGUUUAUUAAAAGUUAUGAAGCAGACACAUGCACAAAGUAAAAAGGUUAGAGCAACUAAUAAUGACAUCAGACGUUUAUCCGCCGAGGGAAAUACAUCAAUAAUAUUCAGUAUCGUGUGCUUUGUAACCUUGAAUGCACCAGCAUCAACAUAUCAAAUAACAUGGGCCACUGGUGGACAUUCCACCCGAAAGAUGCAACGAUUUGUACCUGGAGCUACGUAUUUCGGGAUAUGCAAAAAGUAUGGCAGAGGUACAUAUUUGCAAUGAUCCUGUGUUGCAUUUAACUGUCAUCACACCACAAACCAACUAAUUUUACUUUCUAAGGCACAAAAUCAGUGUGUCCAACAUAUUUGCCUUUAGUUAAACUAUGGUCAUAGAGGCAUCUAAGACCUCCACUGAAUCCUCCAGCGAAAAAAUAGGUGUUUAUGUAUUCUGUAUAUAACCAUGCACAAUUACACAAUUAUGCACAUUUUAACACAUAUCUCUAUUAUGUUAUUAGUUUGACAAACAACUUUAUUUUCAUUUUAAAACUGUGUACAAAUUAUACAAUGAUUUUCAGAAACAUCUAGCAUUUUUAUUGGAAAAUGUAUAGCUAUCUGAGCCUUGUGCAACUCCAAAUGGUCUUUUGUACUGUUAGACUAUAUCAAAGACAAACAAAAUACUACAGUUAUUGUUAUAAUUUUUUGUUAUGCUUCUGUAAGUCCAUAAUAAAUUGAUACAUAUAAACCAUACUUAUGUUUUGUCAAUGCACCUGUCAAAACUGAUUCUGGAAUAAAUUUAAACUCUUGUUUGGUUAACUUCUAACAAAAACAACAGGCCCCAGAAAGUCCAUCAAUUAUUUUAACAUUUUGUUGAUUAAAUAGUUAACAUAACCACAAACAACAUUUUAACUACGAUACAACGCAUUUAUUAAUCAAGAUUAAUUUAUAAAAACUAUUGGUCAUUGCUAAUAUAUGUUUGUCCAUGAUGCAAUGUUAAUCCUAUUACUUUAUCAUUCCGGAAAUUUUGUGUUACCUAUUGCAUUAAAGAACUUUAAUUUAUGUAACCUUAUUGUGUUGUGUUACCAUAUUUAUCAACCAGUUUUUAUGCAUACUUUGUACUAAACAUUAUAGUGUAUUUUGUGUACGGCUACGAAAAUCUUGCAUAAUUAGACAGUUUUCCUCUUUAUUUUGAGGUGUCCUUCUUAAUAGCCAGGUUUCCAUCACAGAUUUGCGCAAAACUUAAAAGUUUUCAAAAAUUAAAAGCGAUAUUCUAAAUGUCGAUUAAAAAUAUUGCAG